AUGAAGUUGCCGUACGCCAAGUUGGAAAAACAUUCCCGACCGGUGAGAUGUGUCCAUGCGGAGUAUGGCUGCACGAUGCUCUUCUGCUCUGUGCGGUGUCGGCAAGCGGGCUGGUCACGAUUCCAUUUUGCUGGCUGCCCCGGGGCUAUGAUGAGUGAUCAGCGGGAUGCAUACGACGAAUUUAUUCACCAUGAUUGGGAAUACAGGGGGGUGGACUACAGCGACACCGUCUUUCUUGCCUUCCGCUUUGUCUGCAUGGCUGUGACGAACAUACGCCUACACCGUCAGUCGCUGGAGUUGGCAUAUAGGCCGAUUGCGCAGCUAAUCAAAGCACCGUUGUCCUUUUUCCACUUCACUUACCUUUUUUACAGAGAGGAGGCAGACAGCACGGAAAAAAAGGGAAGAGGAGAAAAGCAGAUAGAGAAGUUGCGGCUCAUUCGCUGGGAGGCUUUUCGAAAAUUCCGUGCGACUCACAUGUCAACGACAGAGAAUGACACCACGGACGACUUCCUUGCGACGGGGAUGACGCUUUUAGGACGUAUCCUACGUUUCACGCAGGAAGAAUGUACUCUCUUUACAGUAGCACGGUGGUCUGAGCUUCUCGGAGCCGUGCUGCUUAACGGACAGGAGCGUAGCCCACCGUCUAAUUACGAUCGACUGAAGGAACUUGUGCGGCGCCUACCAUGUGGGGAAUCCACCAUGGACGCGUUUGAGCAGGAAGUGCAGAUGGCAGGCAACGAAUUGCAGCAUUUGCGUCAAAGCUCGCGGGGUCAAGGUGUAUACACCGUUGGAUGUCUCUUCAACCACUCGUGUGAGCCGAACCUGCAAGUGGUCUACAGUGAAUCUGGUGAUGAGACGCUGUCGGUUGUAGCCCUCCGCGAUAUUGAGCCAGGGGAGGAGUUGUGCAUCAGCUACAUCGAUGAGUCCCUGUCUUAUCCCGAACGUCAACAGGAACUGUACGAGCACUACCUUUUCUUCUGCCAGUGUCCGAAAUGUGAGCGCGAGGCGGCCGCCUGGGAGCCCAUCGAACCGUGUGAGGAAGUCUUAUCUUCUGCAUACACCUUUUCUCAAUUAUACUGA
Trypanosoma cruzi is the source of this 1080-nucleotide messenger RNA. RefSeq lists its product as uncharacterized. The record is from RefSeq and is a predicted model, not a curated record. NCBI's taxonomy places the organism in Eukaryota, Euglenozoa, Kinetoplastea, Trypanosomatida, Trypanosomatidae. The coding region runs from base 1 to 1080 and encodes 359 amino acids. Gene Ontology annotation, molecular function: protein binding. The transcript has a single exon.